AUGCCGUCAGAAAUCAUACCUCCGGAAUACCUCCAAGAAGAAGAAACCCUAACCCCAGAAACCCGAAACACCAUCUCAAAACUCCCGAAAGAAAAGGGGUGGCUGGUCGCACACCUGUACCUGUACGAGGGCUUCUGGUACCCCGCCCGCUACCUCCAGGGUGUCGUGGCCUGCCAGACCCAUUUCCGUCCCCUCCCCACCGACAUCCUCCUCGUCACCACCCCCAAAUCCGGCACCACCUGGCUCAAGGCCCUCGUCUUCACCCUCGCCAACCGUGCCACUCACCCCCCUUUCCCCUCCAACCACAACCAUCCUCUCUCCUCCGCCAGCCCCCACCAACUCGUCCCCUUCCUCGAGAUCAGCCUCUUCGUCAACGGCCGAGCCCCCGACUCCUCCUUUUACCCCUCCCACCAGCGCCGCAUCCUGGCCACCCACAUGCCCUUCUCUUCUCUGCCCUAUGCCUCAAAUGGCGGGAAAGUGAUCUACCUCUGCCGGGACCCCAAGGACGUUUUUGUCUCCCUCUGGCACUUCACCAACGCCCUCAAGCCCGAGGGCUCCGCCCCAACCCCCGUCCAGGACGUGCUCCACAUGUUCUGCCGCGGGGUCAGCAUCUUCGGGCCCUUCUGGGACCACGUGCUCGGUUACUGGUACAAAAGCCGCGACGCCCCCGAUAAAUUUCUCUUCCUCAGGUACGAGGAGCUCAAGGAGAGCCCGGGUCCUGUGCUUAGGCGCCUGGCUGCUUUCCUCGGCUGCCCCUUCACCCACGAGGAGGAGGCCUCGGGCGUUGUGGAAAACAUUCUCGAAAUGUGCAGCUUCGGUAGAUUGAGCGGGCUCCAAGUUAAUAGGACUGGGAAGCUGUCGUCCGGGGAGGAGAACAGGGCGUUUUUCCGGCGUGGGGUGGUUGGGGAUUGGGAGAACUAUUUGGGACCCGAGAUGGCCCACAGGAUUGAUUGCAUCACUGAGGAAAAGUUCCGCGCCUCGGGUUUGCUCAUGUAG
Striga asiatica is the source of this 996-nucleotide messenger RNA. The record is from the annotation of a GenBank genome assembly. NCBI's taxonomy places the organism in Eukaryota, Viridiplantae, Streptophyta, Magnoliopsida, Lamiales, Orobanchaceae.